AGCAGCUAAAAGCAAGCAAGUUAUUAUGAUCAUAUAAGCUAGCUUUGAGAGAAAACAGAGAGAGGUGUAUAUUAUGGAAGGCCAGUUAGCAAGGGAAGCCAAUAAAAGGAUCGAAAAUGUGUCGAAAGGCGUUGACGGUACGAAGCUGGAAGCCCUGGCAGUGGAAGGGCUUAGAGUAGUUCAUGCUCAAAAGGGUUUGCUUCGCUGUAGAUUUCUCAUUUCAAAUGCUGUAUCUGAUCAACGUGGAAAUUGGUAUGUUGGAGCAAUAACAACCUUAAUGGAUGAUCUUGCAGCCUUUGCCACAUAUAGCUCAACUGGCCUUGUCAAUGCUACUGUUUCCUUGAACAUUUCCUACUACUCCACGGCAAAGAUUCAAGAAGAAGUAGAUAUAGAAGCUAAAGUUGUGGCAGAAAUGGGAAAGCUUACAUCUGUGGUUGUGGAGGUUAAAAGGACUGAUAACGGAAAACUGAUUGCUCUGGGUAGGCAGUGGAUGACUUCAAUCAAGAAUCAAUCGGGGCAGUGAAGUUUGAAUAUUUGAUAUAGAUGACUUGGACCAAACAAAAUAAUAAGGGCAUUAAAGGAGGCUCCCAUUCAAAUCCUAGAUAAAUAUGUUCUGAAUAAGAGAAUUGUAUUUUGUUUAAGAACGUCAAUCUUUGUUUAGCUAGGGAUAGCCAUACACUUUUAAAAACGUUGUAAUUGAGAUCCUCAAUUUACACAAUUUGUAGCACAUUGACCUGAUUUCCAAAAAUUCUGAUAGUGAAAUAUCUACGCACAUGACAAGUGUGUGACCUUAUAUUCAUUGCAAAUAUACAAUGUGACGAGCUAGUUGGGUUUGACAUUUAGACUUGGUU
This is a messenger RNA of Ziziphus jujuba (common jujube), 851 nucleotides long. RefSeq lists its product as uncharacterized. The transcript has 3 exons. NCBI's taxonomy places the organism in Eukaryota, Viridiplantae, Streptophyta, Magnoliopsida, Rosales, Rhamnaceae. The record is from RefSeq and is a predicted model, not a curated record. Gene Ontology annotation, molecular function: fatty acyl-CoA hydrolase activity. The coding region runs from base 74 to 523 and encodes 149 amino acids.